AGGCCAACUUAGCCCUUAUGGCAUCAUUGUAUUUUUUUUUAAAUUUUUUAUUUUUUUAGCUAAACUAAUUAGCUAUGUAGCUAUCAAACUGGAGAAUUCUUCGUUAGCACUGGCUGCGCGCGCUGUUUGCCUGGUGAGCGUCAGACCUUUACAUCAGUCAUCAGCAAAUAUGAACUGCACUCUGGAAGGAAAUGGUGUCAAAGCAUUUGGGAAGGCUAUUCAUGCCCUGUCACGGAUCGGUGAUGAACUGUGGUUGGAUCCCAUGGUGAGAGGGCUGGCACUGAGAUCAGUGAAUUCUACUCAUUCUGCAUAUGCAUGCUUCCUCUUCUCACCACUGUUCUUCCAGCACUACAGCCUGGGAUCAGUGUCAGAGCAGAGCAGUGAAACCAUCAAAUGCAAACUGGUCAUGAAGUCUGUUCUUCCUCUGUUCCGCUGUUUGACUUCAAUUGAGCGUAACGUGGAACGAUGUCAGAUAUCAAUCAGUACUCCCAAUGACCGAGUGACAAUCCAGUUUUUCUGCAGGCAUGGCAUCACUAAGACCCACAACCUGUGUUUCCAGGAAAGUGAGGCUCUGCAGGCAGUGUUUGCCGCACACCUCUGUCCCAAUGCGCUGAAAGCUCCUGCCAGGCUUCUUGGUGACAUGGUGACACAUUUCCCAGUGUCCCAGGAGGAAAUCACUUUGUCCGUGACUCCUCUGAGAGUCAGUCUGAGAAAUUACCACGAGGGGGGAAAUGAUCACCUGAAGUUUAUGUACACUGAGAUGUCCUUACACCCAGACGAGUUUGACUACUUUCAGAUCGGAAUGGAGUCGGACAUAACCUUCUGUCUGAAGGAGUUAAGGGGUUUACUAUCCUUUGCAGAGUCACAUUGCCUUCCAGUGUCUGUCUACUUCACCGCUGCAGGAAAGCCUGUGUGCUUCUCCGUGGAGGAUGUGGUCCUGGAGGCUACUGUGGUGUUGGCUACUCUGAUUGACUCUGAAAGCAGGGGCCCCUCUCAGCCUACAGAGACGCUGGCCCCUACUACCCUCAGUUGUGCAGAUGCCGCUGUUCUACCUGUGGGUUCAUGUGAGGCAGACAGCAGUAAGGCUCAGGGUAUUCCUGCUGAGAUGGAGAUGGUAGCCUCCAGCCAGGGCAGCCCUAUAAUCAACCCGCCUGCUCUCAUGCUGCGUCUGCCUCAGACUGACAACCCAGAUGGACUCGGUGUAGAUGAUGAGGCCUGUGCCAGUGUUACCACAACUCCUGCUUCCUCCAUGAUCUGUUCUCUCCUGUUCAGGGCCUUAUCUUCAGAGCAGGACACUGAUGGUUGUGCUGUCAGGCUGCCUGUUCUGGCAUGUUACAGUGAUGGAGAGGAGAAUGUGGAGGAAGACUUUACAAGAAGCCCUUCACUCUAAGAACAGAGCUGUUACACACUUUUGUGAUGCCAUCAAAAGUAGGCCAUAACAGUCAAACAUAGUCCAAAUGAUAACUAAAAUAAUUUGUAUUUGAUGUACUUUGUAUUUUAAGCAGUUUUAAGUAUGUUGUUUUAUAGCUCACGUGUUGAUUUGCUUGCUUAAAUUGAUUUCAGUAUUGACUCACAGUGUUCAGUUGUAAAUUGCUAAGAGAAUGUAUUUAAAAUAGUUAUUUCUCAACGAAUAUGUCAGUGAAUUUUCUAUGACAGUUUCAGUGUGUGAAAUGCACUUGUCACAGCAUGUGAGGAAAAAGACUAUUUGCUCUUAUCUGUGAAAAUAUUACUUCAUCUUGACGAUACCACACCUGUCUGUUGAUGGUGACUGGUAGUGUGCCUGGUGUCUGAGGAAUGUGGGAGUACAC
Molecule: messenger RNA, 1808 nt
Organism: Epinephelus lanceolatus (giant grouper)
Lineage: Eukaryota; Metazoa; Chordata; Actinopteri; Perciformes; Serranidae
Source: RefSeq, a predicted model, not a curated record